This is a messenger RNA of Cryptococcus wingfieldii CBS 7118, 1344 nucleotides long. RefSeq lists its product as hypothetical. Gene Ontology annotation, biological process: monosaccharide transmembrane transport. Lineage: Eukaryota; Fungi; Basidiomycota; Tremellomycetes; Tremellales; Cryptococcaceae. The record is from RefSeq and is a predicted model, not a curated record. Gene Ontology annotation, molecular function: hexose transmembrane transporter activity. Gene Ontology annotation, cellular component: membrane. The transcript has 6 exons. Bases 1 to 1344 code for a protein of 447 amino acids.
AUGCCCAGCCUUUCGCCCCCUUCCCCGACCCAACGCGGCCGGCUCGUCUCGAAAGAAGCCGUCAACUCCUCCCUCAAAACCCUAUGGGCUGUGUCCCACACAUUUCUCUAUGGCUUUGCGAUCACAAGUCUCAACGGCAUUCAAGACUCUGUUAUGUGCCGCAGACGACCAGCAGCUGCGUUCGAUGAAGAACUCGGCCUCUCGAGCUGCCUUGCGAUGACGUCAUCACAAUUCGGACUAGUAGUCUCUGUGUUUACACUGGGAGGACUGGCGGGGUCCCUGGUAUUCCAUGCAAUAAGCCAGAAGUUUGGGAAAACGGGAUCUCUGAGGGUCUCUGCACUGUCAGUCUUGAUUGGCUCCGCUGUAGUCGGUCUGGCUGGUAACGCCCUUGUGAUGGGGCUCGGAAGGAUCCUGGUCGGUUUUGGAUCCGGUAUAUCUACCGCUUGUAUCCCGCUUUUCUUGGCAGAGAUUGCCCCACCAGCCAUAAAGCAAUCUUUGGGGAUCAUGAACCAGCUUUCAAUCGUAGCGGGAAUGUGUUUCGCGCAAUCGCUGUCGUUUCCCUUUUCUGAACCAGGCUCGUGGCGGCUUGUGUUUGUUUCCCCGGUCGUCAUUGCUCUGGCCCAGCUAUGUGGCAGCCUUUUGGUUAUGGACAAGGACGACUUGUCGGAAAGCACCGUCGACGAAGAAGAGGGGCUCGGCUCUCAAUCAGAGGAGAAUCUUAGUCUAAGAGAGCUUAUACUUUCACGAGACGAGGACGUGGUGCGAAGCUUCCAUGUGGUAGUGGCUAGCCAGAUGUCACAACAAAUUUGCGGUGUCGCCCCAGUCAUGUACUUUUCAACUCGCAUUUUGUCUCCUGUAUUUCAAGGUAAAGCCAAGCUUUUAGCCCUAUUUGUCGUCCUCAUCAAGCUUCCUAUAACCAUGAUACCUGCAUUUCUCAUCCAAAAACUUGGUAGCCGGAAGCUGUUGGUCUACCCUACCAGCAUGAUGUGCAUAGCGGCACUCUGUCUGGCCCUAGGUAUAAAUACGGACGCAUCAGCACUCUCCAUUGUCGCUAUCGUGCUCUUUGUUGUCAGUUUCUCAGUCGGUCUUGGGCCAGUGACUUGGGUUGUUCUACCAGAAGUCAUGCCACACCGGGCUGUCACCGCGGCUGGAAGUGUAGGUCUAGGUCUCAAUUGGUUGUGUAAUUUUGGUAUGGGCAGUAUUUUCCUUCCCCUUCAAGAAAGAUUGAGCAAGGGCGGGACACAAGAAGGAAACAUAUUCUAUGUUCUUGCCGCCACUUGUCUCGUCUCUACCAUAAGCAUGGCUAUCGCUUUUAGAAGACGUGAUAGAAUUUUGCUACAAUGA